This is a messenger RNA of Lutzomyia longipalpis, 2048 nucleotides long. It is a transcript of the gene sub, whose product is annotated as kinesin-like protein subito. Gene Ontology annotation, cellular component: microtubule; nucleus; kinesin complex. Gene Ontology annotation, molecular function: microtubule motor activity; microtubule binding; ATP hydrolysis activity. Bases 114 to 1907 code for a protein of 597 amino acids. NCBI's taxonomy places the organism in Eukaryota, Metazoa, Arthropoda, Insecta, Diptera, Psychodidae. The record is from RefSeq and is a predicted model, not a curated record. The transcript has 2 exons. Gene Ontology annotation, biological process: microtubule-based movement.
AAAGAAACUCUCAGUAGGUUGUUUAGUGGGAAAUAUUAAAGGAAAGCUUAACGGUUCAACUGACUUCUUAUUGUGAAAAUUUGUGAUUUUUGUUUGAAAAUUUACCUGAAAAAAUGUCAUUCUUGAAUCCACGAGAUCCCAGCAUUGAUUUCCACAAUCGCCCAAUGCCGGUGGUGAGUCAGCCCCGUUUGGAGCCCCUUUUGACGGAGGAAGAAGAAGAAUCCGGAUGUUCCGUGGAUGCCACGGGAUCUACGGGGUCCACGGAGAGUCUCUCCUUCGCUGAAGGACGCGUGGAUGUGUAUUUACGCCUCCGUAGCCCCGGGACUUAUGCACCGGGUCAGAAGAAGCUCUACGAAGCCACAAUGACGGGCCUAAAGGUGCAGUGUGGGAAGAAGAAUGCUUCCGGACAAAGCAAAGAUUCCUGCACUCAGCUGUUCUCCUUCACGAAGGUCUUUGAGCAUCUCAAUAAUCAACGGGAUAUCUUUCAUGGUGCCAUAAAGCAGCAUAUUGAGAAUGAGGAGGAUGCUGUCUUCCUCACGUACGGAACUUCCGGCUCCGGGAAGACUUACACGCUUCUGGGCACUCAAGAGAAUCCUGGUAUUGUUCCGCGGGCAGUUAAGAUGAUUUUUGCAAAGUACGGCAAUAAAAUUGCCUACCAGGCAGAGUUAAAGUUCGCCAAUGGAUCAUUCAAAGUUCUCGAUGAAGAUCGUGCUGUGCAGGAAGAGAUGGUACGAAGGCGGAUUCUCAAUUCUCCGGAAGCACAGAGUGGUGUCUUCAAUUUUGAGGAGCUGCAGCGGAAAAUUGACCACGAAGAGGACUUCCGGGGGAAUGCUUCCGUUGGGGAAUGCGUGUACAUUUGGGUUUCCUUCAUGGAGAUCUACAAUGAGCGCGUUUAUGAUCUUCUGGGGAAGUCUCCGGUGGGGCCACGUCCGCAAUUGAAGGUCCUUUCGAAUAAAGGGCGUCCCUAUGCGAAGAAUCUCACAUACGUGUACGUCCGGACGGCUGAGGAUGUCAUCAAGGUGCUCAACUACGGGCUGAAUCACAUCAGUUGCGGCUCCACAGCAAUCAAUGCCACCUCCAGUCGCUCCCAUAGUCUCUUCACCAUGCUCGUGAUUAAAUUGUCCACACCGGAUAAUCUCAGCUGUGUGUCGUACUGCUUUGGGGACUUGGCCGGUUCGGAGCGCCUCAAGAAGACGGAGAAUGUGGGGAAUCGCCUGAAAGAGGCACAGAACAUCAACAAGUCCCUCAUGUACCUGGGCAAGUGCCUCAAUGUUCUCCAUGAGAAUCGACUGAAGAAACAAAAGACCAUCGUACCCUUCCGUGACUCCAAGCUCACCGUUCUCAUUCAAUCCGCCCUCCUGGGCCGCGAGAAUCUCAUCCUCAUUGUCAAUCUUGAUCCCAUUGAGACGUUCUAUGAGGAAAAUAUGCACGUGCUGGACUUUUCAGCCAUUGCCCGGGAGAUUGUUCAUCCACCAACGCCUGAGAAGAAGAUUAAAACAGCCCGAUUCUCCAUUCUCAAUGCUACGGCCGCACAGAGUGCUCAACGUGCCCUCCUUGAUGAGAAUUUCAAACUCAAGACAGCAAAUGAGACACUUCUCAGUGAGAACAAUUAUCUCCUCGAUGAGAAUGCCACGCUCAAGGAGGAGAAUGAUCAGCUCCGGGAGAAAAUUCAUGAUCUUGUCAACAGCAUGAUGGAGAAGGAGAUGCGCAUCCGACGGAAUCUCGUCGAUACGUCGCGUGAGCAUUUGGAGAAGCAAAAGGCGCUUCUAGAUAAAAUUCAUCAGAGUGAGAUGAUGGCUCAGGCCAGGGCACACGCAACGGAAAUCCGGAAGCUCCAAUUGCAAAUUCGUCAACUGGAGGAGGAAAUCGUGGAGAUCCCGAGUAGUGGUGAAGAUGAAUCCUCGUAACCUCCUUUAAAUGACCCAAAAAUCUCUCUGUAUAUAAAUAUUGUGUCUUAUAUUAAUUUUUAAUUAUAAAAAAAAACUCAUUCCAUUUUCAAUCACAGCACAGACAUUUUUUUUAUUGAAUAAAUUAUUUUUUCUUGACUA